This is a messenger RNA of Neomonachus schauinslandi (Hawaiian monk seal), 4114 nucleotides long. RefSeq names its product ring finger protein 214 (gene RNF214). Gene Ontology annotation, molecular function: ubiquitin-protein transferase activity. Bases 34 to 2154 code for a protein of 706 amino acids. Lineage: Eukaryota; Metazoa; Chordata; Mammalia; Carnivora; Phocidae. The record is from RefSeq and is a predicted model, not a curated record. The transcript is spliced from 15 exons.
CCGCCCCCUCCCCCCGCUCCGCCCGCUCAGAGCAUGAUGGCAGCGGCGUCCGAGGUAGCUGGUGUGGUGUCCAAUGCCCCCAAUCCUCCAGAAUCCUCUUCUAGUUUAUGUGCUUCCAAAUCAGACGAAGGUCUCCCAGAUGGUCUAAGCCCCAAAGACCCUGCACAGAAGCACAAGAACUCGCCUCUGUCGAGUGUAAGUAGCCAAACGAUAACCAAGGAGAAUAACAGAAAUGUCCAUUUGGAACACCCAGAGCAGAAUCCUGGUUCAUCAGCAGGUGACACUUCAGCAGCGCACCGGGCGGUUUUAGGAGAAAACUUGCUAGCCACAGCCCUUUGUCUUUCUGGCGGUGGGUCUCAGUCUGAUUUGAAGGACGUGGCCAACACAGCAGGAGAGGAGGGGGACACAUGCCUCCGGGAGAGCCUCCAUCCCGUCACUCGGUCUCUUAAGGCAGGGUGCCAUACAAAGCAGCUUGCCUCCGGGAAUUGUUCUGAAGAGAAAUCCCCACCAGCCUCCAUCCUAAAGGAAGGUAGCAGGGACACAGGCUUGGAUUUCCGACCUGUGGUGCCUCCAGCAAAUGGGGUUGAAGGAGUCAGAGUGGAUCAGGAUGAUGAUCAGGAUAGCUCUUCCCUGAAGCUUUCUCAGAACAUUGCCGUACAGACUGACUUUAAGACAGCCGAUUCAGAGGUAAACACAGAUCAAGAUAUUGAAAAGAAUCUGGACAAAAUGAUGACGGAGAGAACGCUGUUGAAGGAACGUUACCAGGAGGUCCUGGACAAGCAGAGGCAAGUGGAGAAUCAGCUCCAAGUGCAAUUAAAGCAGCUCCAGCAAAGGAGAGAAGAAGAAAUGAAGAAUCACCAGGAGAUACUAAAAGCUAUCCAGGAUGUAACAAUAAAGCGAGAAGAAACAAAGAAGAAGAUAGAGAAAGAAAAGAAGGAGUUUUUGCAGAAGGAGCAGGAUCUGAAAGCUGAAAUCGAGAAGCUUUGUGAGAAGGGCAGAAGAGAAGUGUGGGAAAUGGAACUGGAUAGACUCAAGAAUCAGGAUGGUGAAAUAAAUCGGAACAUUAUGGAAGAGACAGAACGGGCCUGGAAGGCAGAGAUCUUAUCACUAGAGAGUCGGAAAGAGUUGCUGGUAUUGAAACUAGAAGAAGCAGAAAAAGAGGCAGAACUGCACCUUACUUACCUCAAGUCAACCCCCCCAACACUAGAGACAGUUCGUUCCAAACAGGAGUGGGAAACAAGGCUGAAUGGAGUUCGGAUGAUGAAAAAGAAUGUUCGGGACCAGUUUAACAGUCAUAUCCAGUUGGUGAGGAACGGAGCCAAGCUGAGCAGCCUUCCUCAAAUCCCUACUCCCACUUUGCCUCCACCCCCAUCAGAGACAGACUUCAUGCUUCAGGUGUUUCAGCCAAAUCCCUCUCUGCCUCCUCGGAUGCCCUUCUCCAUUGGGCAGGUCACAGUGCCCAUGGUUAUGCCCAGCGCAGAUCCCCGCUCCUUGUCUUUCCCAAUCCUAAACCCUGCCCUUUCCCAGCCCAGCCAGCCUUCCCCGCCCCUUCCUGGCUCCCAUGGGAGAAACAGCCCUGGCUUGGGUUCCCUCGUUGGCCCCCACGGUCCACACAUGCCCCCUGCUGCCUCCAUCCCGCCUCCCCCAGGCUUGGGCGGUGUUAAGGCUUCUGCUGAAACUCCCCGGCCCCAACCAGUAGACAAACUGGAGAAGAUCCUGGAGAAGCUACUGACUCGCUUCCCACAAUGCAAUAAGGCCCAGAUGACCAACAUUCUUCAGCAAAUCAAGACCGCACGGACCACCAUGGCAGGCCUGACCAUGGAGGAACUGAUGCAGUUGGUAGCGGCCCGCCUGGCCGAACACGAGCGGGUGGCAGCCAGUACCCAGCCCCUCGGUCGGAUCCGGGCCUUGUUCCCUGCUCCGCUGACCCAAAUCAGUACCCCAAUGUUCUUGCCUUCUGCCCAAGUUUCGUAUCCUGGAAGAUCUUCACAUGCUCCAGCCACCUGUAAGCUGUGUCUAAUGUGCCAGAAGCUUGUCCAGCCCAGUGAGCUGCAUCCAAUGGCGUGCACCCAUGUGCUACACAAGGAGUGUAUCAAAUUCUGGGCCCAGACCAACACAAAUGACACUUGUCCCUUUUGUCCAACUCUUAAAUGACGGACCUGACUGGGGAGGAAGAAGAGGAGAAACUGAUGUGAACAGGAAGCGCGGGUUCAAGAUUUCUAAAACUCUAUAUUUAUACAGUGAUCUAUACUCAUGCCAUGUACAUUUUUAUUAUAUAGGUAAUGUGUGUAUAGAAAGUCUGUAUCCAAAUGUUCGUAAAUGAAAGUAUGUAUAUUAUGCAGAAAUGGUCUCUCCCUCUCACCUUGCAGUUCCUUCGGGGGAUGCAGAUUGUAGGUAAGAUGAUGUUUAGUUUGCCCUUGAAAUUAUGAUAUCCUUGCCUGGGGCUGUUUUCAAGUACAAUAUAAAAACCAUCUAGGAAGCUGCUGUUGCCCUAAGGCCAUCCUGCUUUGAUUUGGCUCAGCCUCUAGUUCAUUUUCUUAAGGCUCAUGUAUGCAGAUUUGAACCCUGGUGCUCACCUGCUGUCCAACCAGAUGCCUUGCUUACUGAAAGCCUACGGAAGCCUCAGUGUUGUUCUAGCCACUCGACUCCAAAUGGAUAAAAUGAGACUGAUUGAGGAAAAAAAAAUGUAACCCUAAUAGUUUGAAUUUUCAUUGAAUAUUUUACUGUGUUAACGCUCAUUAUUUGCACAUAGACAUUAGGUUUACAGAAUAUUCUGUUUUACAUCAGCAAAAUUCACAGUCUAAGAAUACCAACAUAACUGGGUCCCAUUUCUCCCAUGCCCCCCCAAAAGCUUCUGUCCAUCUGACUUCCUGGAUAGGCCUCUCUUUAGAAACUAGCACAGCCCACAGAUCUUUCCUGGGCCAAACCAUCCCUUGCUGCCACUGAGUUGGCUUCCGAUCAAGCUCUGACAGACCAACCUUGUGAAGGCCUCACCUCUUCCCCUUCACUUCUGGUCUCCUGGUCAGUUAGUCCCCCUCCCCACUGAAGGUUAAGGCAGUUGGUUCACAACCAAGUUGUUUGGUGACCUUGGGUGAGCUCUAGGCAGGCACUGGGGUGAGGAGAUGUCUGUGCAAAAUUACUUGCAGAAUGACCUUGGGAUGCCAGAUUUUAAUUUUUGAAGCAAGAAAAUUAUGGGGGACAUGUUUCCUAUCCUGGGAAAAAUGGAAGCCAAAGUGACAUGAAGGGGGGUUGGAGUUCAAGUUUAGAAGUCAUUUGUUCUAUAGAUAGCUGUCUAGAACGAGAUCGCUUUCCCACCUCUGCUUAUUGAGCACUUCUGGUGUUUAGGUUUAUACCUGUGAAAGCUGUGAAUCUCUGAGGGCUUUGACUCUUUUCCUGUCCUUUUAUCUUUACUCCUACAGGAAAUGGCUUCAGCUUCCUUCUCUUUUGGAUUAAACAAGGAAAAACUUAAGUGUUAAUUAAAAAAAAAACAAAAACACUAGCUCUAGGGGAAGAACAUCAUUGUAUUACCAACAGCUGAAUUGUUCCCGUUCUGGGACCUGGAAAUGCUUCCUGGCGCUGGCAGCACUGUCCGGGUAGCAAACACUUUCCCUUUCAGAUCCAGUUAUAUUCCCUGCUCUCUGCUUUUGAUCUUUUCCUUCUUUGUCCUUCGUCUUUGCCUAUCAGCCUCUUAGACGUAGUCCUUCCCUUCUUUUGCCUUACUUGCUCAGCCUUGUUGACUAGCAUCAUUUUCAGGAGCUGGACUUCCCAGGACCUCCUUGGCAUCUUGUAGGGUGAUUGAAAUGGCCUGAGUUCUCACCUCUGUAGAGGUCAGGUGACUCACUUUCUUUGGUUAAUGAAAUAUUAAUGUCUCCAGUUUGGUAGCUAUCAUGAACGGAAAUGUGGCAAAAUGGAAGACCAGUUCCUUUGUUCUUUUCAUUUGGGGGAUUCAUUUUUUUCUCUUGCAAUCAAAAGAUUUUCUCUCUCAUCAACUUUGCAGUAGCCUUUAGGCCACUAGCAAUAUUUUUCAGUAUUACCUAAAAAUCUAGAAAUUAGGAAUGGAUAUAAAGGCUAUUCUCUUUUCCACAGAUCUUUGAAGCCAAAGGAAUAUAGAGAG